UGCUCCGCGUGAGCAUAGUAGUACUGUACUUACGGUCACCUUGGCUAGCGUACUAUUCGACGCAAAAGCACUAAAGACGGCGAGGAUCCUCCUAACAGUAACACUACAGCAUGCCUUGCCUGCGAACCAAAAUGUCACCGUGGUUGUACGUAUAAGCACGGCGCAGUCGCAAGUUACAACAAUGUCCAAGGCAAAGUGUACGGUAUUUCGCACAGAGCCCUUCGAGUGCAAUGUCGCAGUAGUAUGUCGUGGCCUAUCCAACAGUCUAAAAGACCAGGCACUACGGGGCAGCUUUGAUGAGGAAGUUGACCUGGAUCUAGCCAACAGCCAACAUAAAGAGUACCUGUCAGCCCUGCAUAAGAUUGAGAAUCUAGCUUUCAGCGAGAUAGAGCCCAGAGAGGACCUGCCUGACUGUGUAUUCGUGGAGGAUUGCGCUGUUGUGGUCAGCGGCGUGGCCUUGAUCACCAGGCCUUGUGCACCCUCACGCAGAAAAGAAACUUUGCUUCCGACAUCAGUAAGGAGUUUGGCAUAGAAAAAUGAGCAAAUUGACGAUCAAGCUUGGCGAGCGGAGCAGUCUCCUGAACAUCAGUGUCAGCAAUUAUGAAGAGGCCAUCAAAAGUCGCGAACCAGAUGUGAUGCUUUCUAAUCCUGGAGGGAAUGAAAUUUCAAACAGGAAGAUUAAGUCCAGAAAAAGCAGCUGAAGGAGGAGUAUAUGUACAUCCAGCGGGUCUGCCUCAUUUUGGCAACAGAGCUGAAGUAGCAGCGAUAAAACAAACGCCGUCAGAUGUUCCUGUGAUGCUGUGUAGAUUUGGUGUCCUACAAUGGCAGACAUAUUGUAAAUGGAUAGAUUGACAAGGAAGCUCCAGACCAGAUAUAGGCUGCAUCAUCCGAGGGCAGCAAAGGACAACCGUACCUGUCGCACAAGAAUGGCGGGGGUUUCUUCAGCUCGAAGGAUUGCACAACCAAGCAACAACAGCCGUGGGUAGUUACGUCAGGGAAAAAAACGAUGGUCGUCUGCUCCGCAUACUGGAAAGCACCACCAUGAAAUCAAGCCCAUUCAUUUUAUCACCAAACAGGCGAGUGUUUUCAACAACAAGGCUGACAUUGGGUAGACUAUGUAAUAGACCAUGGCAAUAACCAUUGUCUAAUGCAUUUGAGCAGAUUGGCUGAUUAAUUAUGCCAGACAACCACUUCUUGACCUCCAGAUUUUGACCAAUCAGCAUGUGCUUUCUAUAUCCGGUGUUUGGUCAUUCAUCCAUUGCACAUCAUAAACAUGGAAGAAGAAAAAAAUCCUGUGUCACGCCCUCUGUAUCAUGUCAAGCGAUAUGCACCCGGCUGCCGUUGAAUUACAAAACACUGCAUUCAAAUUGACCAAUCAAACCACUAGACCUGAUUUGGGAAUAAAAUGACAGGUUGGCUGGUCUAGGUGUUGAGGUUCACUGGGAAACAGACUUCGUCGUGGCCGGAUCCGCGUUUUGCCCGAAAUUUACCAAUUAUAUUUCACAACAUCUUUAUGUGACUAGAUUGUUUAUUAUGUAAUUUGAAUCUCAAUGAAGGCAAUACUACUACCAAUUUGCAUGUGAUUUUAAGUGGUUAUUCUGGGGAAUUUGGCAGAUUUUUGAUAAAUCUGACUUAUUUAUGAUGUACAUUUAGCAGAAUUUGGCUCUGACCCUAGGGUCACCCUGGGUGCAAGUGCUAUCGUUUUGGUCAGUCCUGCACAACUUUAUGCAGUUGGAAUUGCAGGGACUAGCCCGAGAUAUCAACUGUAUUCUGUGGUCAGCAGUAGGGGACACAAGCAACUGACAAGUGGAUGAUUGAGUACAGAGAUAUUGUACUGUUACCUACAUGGUGUCUCAAAAGGCAGUGUUCUUUUUUUUUCAAUUUACUAGGUUUUUGCAAAGGGUAGCUAGGCUACUUAGAUUCAUACAAAUUGUAUAAGUGUAAGUUUUAUUGUCCAUUUUUACAAAGCAAAGUGCAGGAAUGCUUAAUGAACUUAUAUGCAUUCUGAUCAAAUUAAAGUCGAACACAUAAAUCUUCUGAUCGGCCCAAUGUAA
This is a messenger RNA of Patiria miniata (bat star), 2054 nucleotides long. Its product is annotated as N(G),N(G)-dimethylarginine dimethylaminohydrolase 1-like. Gene Ontology annotation, biological process: arginine metabolic process; positive regulation of nitric oxide biosynthetic process. Gene Ontology annotation, molecular function: amino acid binding; dimethylargininase activity. The record is from RefSeq and is a predicted model, not a curated record. NCBI's taxonomy places the organism in Eukaryota, Metazoa, Echinodermata, Asteroidea, Valvatida, Asterinidae. The transcript is spliced from 5 exons. Bases 182 to 532 code for a protein of 116 amino acids.